Messenger RNA from Zeugodacus cucurbitae (melon fly), 1299 nucleotides. RefSeq names its product pseudouridylate synthase TRUB2, mitochondrial. Gene Ontology annotation, molecular function: RNA binding; pseudouridine synthase activity. The transcript has 3 exons. NCBI's taxonomy places the organism in Eukaryota, Metazoa, Arthropoda, Insecta, Diptera, Tephritidae. Gene Ontology annotation, biological process: pseudouridine synthesis; RNA processing. The record is from RefSeq and is a predicted model, not a curated record. The coding region runs from base 236 to 1177 and encodes 313 amino acids.
AUAUACUAAUAAAUUAAAGUAAUAAUAAUUAAACAAUAAUAAUUGAAAAUAUAUACAUAUACGUUACGCUAAUACAUUUUCAAAUAAAGCAAUUUUAUAUUUUAACGAAGAACGAACUCUGUUGGUAUUCCAAGAUCAGCUGAUAAUACUAAAUGCCGGGAAAAGUUUACAAUUUUAUUUAACCAAAAGAUUUGUUUAAAACGAAAAAGUUAUUAUAUUUUUAAUACUAGUGAAGAUGUCAUUGACAAAGGUUUACGACGCCCCUACAGUUUUCAGGCAUUUGAAUGGUAUCAUGAAUAUAUACAAGCCAGCUGGAAUGAAAGCUAAACACGUUAAAAAUGCAAUUCUCCAUAAGAUAACCCAAGAUUUAAACGAUAUGCAGGUACGUGAACCUCGUAAACUGGAAACACCGCUUUUAGAACCAGGAGGCGAUGCAAAUCCUUUGUUGCGUAAAAUCCAUUCGAUUGAUUUAGCUGACCAUGUGUUAGCUACAGGUCCAAGAUAUCAAAUAUCAGAUAUACGUUGUUCACUGGUCGCAGGAUUGGGUGUACACACUAGUGGUGUGCUAUUGUUUGGACUGAAUAAGGGCAUAAAACAAUCGCAACUCAUACAACGAAAUCGUCCUCUGCGUGCCUUUCAUAUAACCGGUCGUAUGGGUUCCGCUACUGAAACACAUUUCGCUGAUUCUCGCGUAACGGUAAAAUCUGAUCAUCGACACGUCCAUCCAGAACGUAUAAGUGCAUUAGCAUCAUCAUUACAAGCAUCACAUCAACGUAAAAUGUACGAACUCUGUGGGGUAGAUUUACAAUCACAAGCAGCUUACGAGAUUGCUUGCAAAGGACUAAUCCGCCCUGCGGAUACUUCACAGCCAAUAAUAUAUGGUAUUAAAUUAAUAGAUUUUAAGCGUCCUGAAUUCACAGUGGAGGUGCAUGCAAUCAAUGAAAGUGAAGAGUAUUUGGCGUCUCUAGUGAAUGAGAUGGGCAUUGAAUUGCGCACUGUGGCGCACUGCACGUCCAUACGUUGCAUACGACACGGACACUUCGAUGUGGAAAAUGCUCUGCUCCGACAUGGUUGGAGCUUACGAGGAGUUGUAAAGAAUAUGAGAGAGCAACGAAAAGUUUUGGAGCAACAUCCACAUCUCAUAGAACAGGAUAAAAUAGAACUUAGAAGCGAUUAGUAAAAACAUUGUUGAUUAUUGAUUGAAAUUGAAAUUAUAACUAAUUUCGUCUGAAUAUAUUAUGUUAAGUUUUACUGAUAUGUAAAAAUAGUGUAUUUCAUUAAACUUUAAAUCGUACAAUA